This is a messenger RNA of Penicillium verhagenii, 816 nucleotides long. Its product is annotated as putative RNA annealing protein Yra1. Gene Ontology annotation, cellular component: nucleus. The record is from RefSeq and is a predicted model, not a curated record. Lineage: Eukaryota; Fungi; Ascomycota; Eurotiomycetes; Eurotiales; Aspergillaceae. Gene Ontology annotation, biological process: mRNA export from nucleus. The transcript has 5 exons. Bases 1 to 816 code for a protein of 271 amino acids. Gene Ontology annotation, molecular function: mRNA binding.
AUGUCUGCCAAUCUUGACAAGUCUCUCGAUGACCUCGUCGGUAACCGUCGCCAGACUGCUCGCCGUCGCACCAACCGUCGUGCUGCUCCUGCCAAGCCCUCCGUUGGAGGUGUGAAGAAGUCUGCCAGAGGCCCCAAGCCGGGCGCAAAGGCUGUCCACCCUACUCCUGCUGCGCCAACUGCUUCUAGCAAGAUCAUCGUGAGCGGAUUGCCUGCCGAUGUGACUGAGGCCAAUAUCAAGGAAUACUUCACCAAGUCCGCAGGUCCUGUCAAGAAGGUGAUGCUCACCUACAACCAAAACGGUACUAGCCGAGGCAUUGCUUCGAUUAUCUUCGCCAAAGCCGACACCGCUGCCAAGGCCGCCAAGGAGCUCAAUGGACUGCUGGUCGAUGGUCGUGCCAUCAAGGUUCGCAAGCUUUUUUCUCUCUCGAUGUAUCAUAUUCGGUUUAUUGACAAUCCUGAACAGAUCGAACUUGUCUACGACGCCUCUUACGUUCCUGCCGUUCCCGUUUCUAAGCCUUUGAACGAGCGCAUUGCUCCUCAGAAGCCAAAGUCCAAGCCGAAGCCCGCCACCGCUAACAAGGCGGCUAACACCAACACUGCUGGCAAUGCCCGCGGUAACACCAGCCGCCGUGGCCGCAACACCGGCCGCAACGCCGGCCGUGGAAAGCCUAAGAGCGUCGAGGAGUUGGAUGCUGAAAUGGUUGACUACUUUGCUGGUGGUGAGAAUGCCCCUGCUGACAACAGUGCGCCCGUCAACGGUGCUGCUCCACAAGCCAACGGUGGUGAAGACCUCGGUAUGGCCGAGAUUUCGUAA